CUGGCUGCUCUGGGGGACAGAGUCUUUUGGGCAGUUGUGCAGCACACAACAGCAGUGGGACAAGCAUGCCCAUACCCAGUUCACCCAGGUUGUCUCCAUCAAGCUUUGGCUUCCUGCUGGGGGAAACUGAGGCACUUGACUUGCGUGGCCAGACCACGGCAGAGCCGGGGCUAGAGCCAACUCUCCCACUUCACCCUUGUAGGCUGUCCGCACCAGCCUGCCCAGCUCCUGUGCCACUGCUCAGAGGGCAGCUGGGGUGAAUCCAUCGCCCAUGAAGCCCCCAGCACAGGCUGCACUAGCAGCACCUGGGAGGCUGUGUGCAGCAAACCACCCUUUCCGGGGCUGUGAACACCACGGCCCUGUUGGCACCCUGGACUCGGUUGCACCAACUCUUGCCCCCAUGCGGAGUUGGGGUCACUCAGUUUGCUUCUCAGUCGGCCCUCCCCCCCGGGUCCUUAGCUUGUUUCAGGGAAACCACGUCUGUAAAUAGCUGGGACAGGUGCAGAGCCAGCCCUCGCUGAACGCCCCAGCUCACCCGGUCUGACGACAGCUAUUUCCAUACGCAGCCCCUGGCUCCAGCCCAGCUCAGCAGCUCUCAAUUCACACUGUGCAGAGAGAGGCAACCCUGAAGGCUCACCUCGGGGUCAAACCCAGCUGCGAUCACCAAAGGGUUACGUCUGCAGGGACUCUCGUGAACAUGAACAUGAAGUGCACCUGCCGUGGGGAGCGGAAACAACCCCAUCUCAGAGGAUCCUAGACAAGUGGGGUCUCAUGGUCACAUCUAGUCCAACCUCCUGCCUGAGGCAGGAUCAGCCCGAUCCAAACCAUCCCAUGCAAAUCCAUCGUCUAAAACUACUGCCAACCCUGACACAACACAAGACAUCGCAGCCGAACCUGCCAUGGGGAAGGCGAGGGGGACCGCAGCAGCCAGCGUCCUGGCGUUGUAAAAGGAAGUUAAUACACAUGCAAGACAUCCCAGGUAGGGCCCGUGCCCCUGCUACAGAGGAAGGCAAAACCCCUGCAGCCCGUAUCAGUGUGACCAGGGGAGGAAAUUCUUUCCUGACCCUGAGUGCAGGGGUAAGACCGUCUAGCUAGAAACCUCCAGGAUUAGUCCCAGCAGGAGCACUGGCACAGCCCCGUCACUGCCCCCAGCCUGGGCUGCAGCCAGUACCCAGUGCUGCAGAAGGUGAGAAAAAUCCCGACGUGUAGCAACAAGAGGGGGAAAAAAUUCCUUCGCAGCCCCGUGUGGCACCCAGCGAAGCCCAGAGGCCUGGGAAAUGCUGACAGCACAGCAUCCUUUCUACCGGAGCCUGCACACCAUUGAGGCCUGGCAAAAUCCCCCACCGCGUUGAGGAUGCACCCAAGAUCCCACCUACAAAUGGGACUGGUCAGGUCCGCGGUGGGUGUUGGGAGGGUUUCAUGCCCCUGUUUAAGGCCCUACCCCUACAUUGCAAUCCUCGGAUGAGUGGAGACAGUUCAGGGAAGUGGAAACCCAACCAACCUGGUUUUACUCCUUGUGUUUCGUAUCAACCUGAAAACAUUGCUAAGAAGCACUUAAUGCAGCUGGAUGCAGGCCUGGUGAGGAAGAGGGGAGCAUUGCCUGCAGUGGAGGGGUAACUGAGGCACAGGAGGACUUGCGGAGAGGGCACCCUGCAGGCCUCUUCCCCAUUCCACCUCUCAACUUAGCCCUGUCCUCGGGGAAGUCCACCCCUGGCAAUGCCAGCUGCCACCCCCUACGGACGGGGGGACAGACCAUGCAAGGUACCAGGGCUAUACCAGGGCACCCAUCAGGACAACCAGUCACCAGCAGGGCUGCCCAGGAGUCCUGGGAAGACUCCCUGCAAAACAGGUGGAUCUCAUGACCCGGUCUAUUUUCAACCCCAGGAGGACAUGGGGGCUGGCGUGUCACUGACACCAUCAGCUGACACCUGCAGUCGUCCCUCGCCAUCCAGCCUGGAUUCCAGCCCCGGAGCUAUAUAGAUCAGGGGCCAAGAGGCUGGGCCGGCAGAGAGCAGGAGGGUUGGACGGCAGGAUGGUAGAGCCUGGAGCCUGCACACGUGCCGCCUGAGGGUGCCGCGAGCCAGGCACAGGAACAGCCUCCCUUCUAUCUCCAGGAGGCACAGCUCGCUGCUGGUUCAGCCGUCGCCAGUUGGCCCCUGCCUUCGCUCCCUGUCACCAUGGUCGGCUUGAAGCCCACGGAUGUCCCUCCAUCGGCCCUUGUGAAGUUCCUCAGUGCAGGGACCGCCGCCUGCAUCGCUGACCUAUGCACCUUCCCACUGGACACGGCCAAAGUCCGGCUGCAGAUCCAAGGCGAGGCCAAGCCAGUGAGGAACAUGGCGGUUGUGCAGUACAAGGGUGUCUUUGGCACCUUGGCCACCAUGGUGAAGACGGAGGGUCCCAGCAGCCUGUACAAUGGGCUGGUGGCCGGGCUGCAGCGUCAGAUGAGCUUCGCCUCCAUCCGCAUCGGGCUGUACGACUCGGUCAAGCAGUUCUACUCCUCCAAGGGCUCUGACAGCACCGGUAUCCUGACUCGGCUGCUGGCUGGCUGUACCACAGGGGCCAUGGCUGUGACUUGUGCCCAGCCCACCGACGUGGUGAAGGUUCGGUUUCAGGCUCACGUGACACUGAUGGACGGAAGCAAGAAGUACAACGGGACCGUGGACGCCUACAAGACCAUUGCUAAGGAGGAAGGGGUCCGAGGCCUCUGGAAAGGCACGUUACCCAACAUCACCCGCAACGCCAUCGUGAACUGUGGGGAGCUGGUCACCUACGACCUCAUCAAGGAGGCGCUGAUCAAGUACCACGUGAUGACAGACAAUUUCCCUUGCCACUUUGUGGCUGCCUUCGGCGCUGGAUUCUGUGCCACGGUGGUGGCUUCGCCGGUGGACGUGGUGAAGACGAGGUACAUGAACUCGGCCCGCGGGCAGUACAAGAACGCCCUAAACUGCAUGCUCACCAUGGUGAUCAAGGAAGGGCCUGCCGCCUUCUACAAGGGGUUUGUGCCCUCGUUCCUGCGCCUGGGCUCCUGGAACAUCGUCAUGUUCGUGUCCUACGAGCAGCUGAAGCGCGCCAUGGUGCUGGCCCAGGUGGCCUGGGAAUCCCCAUUUUAAGCCCUGGGGAGAUCUCUGGGAUGAGAAGACUGAGGACAGCCUGGGGCCUCCAGCAGAUGCUUCUCCCCACGGCCGCACCUGUGGUGCUGGGCUUUGCUGUGGCAUGUGAGGGCAGAGGGAGAGGUGCGGCACUGAUGGGACCAUGCCAGGGCCCUGGCUCUUGUCCUUAUCAGAGCCGAUGAGGUGCAGAAGCGAAUGACAGGAAUUGCCAAGAUGCAGCCCAGUGGCCAGAUGUUUGAGCAGAGACAAAGGACUCGAGGUAGCAAAACUGGCAGUGAAGUCAGGAACGAGCAAAGCUUAUGCUACAGCCUCUUCCGCCUGAUUUCUUCAGCUUGGGUAUGAGCAUGGCCCUGCAAACAGGCCUCUCUGCUGUGCUGUGACAGCAGACCGAGGCCCGCCAGGAGCUACAAGGCUCCUCAAAGCCUAGAGGGAGGCUGUUGGGUGCCCAACAAAAGAUUUCUUGUGAGAGCAAGUGACAACAGGACCGGGAGUGAUGGAUACGGGUUAAGAACCAGGUGCCAAGAGCAGAGCACUGCAGCCAGCAUCCAUUGCUCUUUGAAGGCAUCUCAGCAACCACUGAGAUUCUGCUUGGAGACCCAUACGGACAAGUGAAAGGAUGGCAGCCCUGCGAUCAUCCCUCCAGCCAGAACCUCCCUCCCGGUCUGGACAGCUUGGCCAAGGCCAGGAGGAGAUAGACCAGACGGUCAUGGAACAACUUGGGGCUCCAGAUCUGGUGGAAGCUGCUGGGAGGAGCUCAAAGAGAAGGGCUGGCAUGUCGGCAGCUGGGGAGAACCAGCGUCCCAGAGCUACACGGAGAAGGAAGGACGACAGGAUCGCUCAGCGAAGAGGAGCCAGGAGCACGUGUCUGCACCAGCUUUGCAGCCAUUGCUAAUAAAGGGAUUCAUGCUGUCCCCCGCAGAAGAGUCACACCGCA
Molecule: messenger RNA, 4044 nt
Organism: Alligator mississippiensis (American alligator)
Lineage: Eukaryota; Metazoa; Chordata; Crocodylia; Alligatoridae
Product: putative mitochondrial transporter UCP3
Exons: 8
Coding region: 2178-3110 (310 amino acids)
Biological process (GO): mitochondrial transport; mitochondrial transmembrane transport; response to cold
Cellular component (GO): mitochondrial membrane
Molecular function (GO): oxidative phosphorylation uncoupler activity
Source: RefSeq, a predicted model, not a curated record